This is a messenger RNA of Drosophila willistoni, 1630 nucleotides long. Its product is annotated as synaptic vesicle glycoprotein 2C. Gene Ontology annotation, molecular function: transmembrane transporter activity. The record is from RefSeq and is a predicted model, not a curated record. Gene Ontology annotation, biological process: transmembrane transport. The coding region runs from base 16 to 1539 and encodes 507 amino acids. NCBI's taxonomy places the organism in Eukaryota, Metazoa, Arthropoda, Insecta, Diptera, Drosophilidae. Gene Ontology annotation, cellular component: membrane. The transcript is spliced from 9 exons.
GCUCUCAAUGUCAAGAUGGGGGAUUCCUACGAAAGCAGAAUGACUGUGAGUUCAUGGAACUAUGAUGACGUAUUGGAGAAAAUCGGCUAUGGUAAAACGCAAUGGCUGCUCUUGCUAAUAAGUGGACUGUUGACCAUAACUUCGGUUGCCGCUCAACAAUCUAUGGGCAUUAUUGUAAUCGCCUCCCACUGCGAGUUUCACACAACUCAAGCUGAAAAGGGUCUAAUGAUGGCAUCUUGUGUGGCUGGUAUUUUUUUGUCUACAUACAUCUGGGGUUAUAUCAGCGAUGACAUAGGAAGACGCAAGGUGUUGCUCUAUGGUGUGUUUGUUAGCAAUGGGCUACAAAUUAUUCUAAUGUUUGUUACCAGCGUCUGGCUAUUUAAUAUUAUUAACCUUCUUGGGGGUAUUAGUAUUGGCGGCAUUUCUGCUGCCAUCUAUGCAUAUUUGAGUGAAUUUCAUGUUCCUCGACAUCGAGCAAUUGUUAUUAACUAUUCGACAAUGUUUGUUAGUGUAGCUGCAAUAUUUGUGCCAGCAACUGCUUGGCUAAUAUUGUCCGGGGACUGGUCCAUUAACCUAGUUGGGGAUUUUGUUUUUCGUCCAUGGCGUUUAAUAAUGUUAAUCAAUUUACUGCCUGGUUUUAUUGGCGGUUUACUUUUACUAUAUUAUCCGGAAAGUCCAAAGCUUUUGUUGUCACAAAACAAAACCGAAGAAGCCCUAAAUGCUGUGGCCUGGAUAGGCAAAUUAAAUCGUGGAAUUUCCAUAAACCAAAUACUCAACUGUGAUGAAUUAAUAUUAAAGCCAGAAAAUGAAUCAGAGGAUAGUAUGUUACGCAAUAGCUCUGGAUGCAGCAUUCUAACAAAUAUUGUACGUGCCACAAUUCCUCUUUUCCAUAAGCCACAUGGAUUUAACUUUCUAUUGUGCAAUCUGGCCGUUUUCGGAAUGUUCUUCAGUUCCAAUGGUAUGCAAUUUUGGUUUCCCGAGAUUGUUAAUCGUUCGUCAAGUGCCGAAAAAGCAAACUCAUCUACGGUAUGCGAAAUAUUGUCCAACUCUUUUGCUCAACAAAAGGAGACAGUCGUUUUGAGCUGCAUUGAUCCAAUAUCUCAGAAGACUUACAUUGAUAAUAUGAUAGUUGGUGUUGCCUUUUUAAUAGGCUUUUGCAUUCAAGGAACUUUGCUUAAUCCCUUGGGCCGUAAAAAUGUCCUGUUAGCUGCUCUCGUCCUGUCAACUAUAAGUGGAAUACUUUUGCAUUUUGUUGUUAACUCGACAGCUGUUCUGGUUCUCUUCUGUCUUUAUAUACUCUUGCCUGGGCUAUCGAUUUCCAUAAUGCUGGGCGCUGUGGUGGACUUUGUGCCCACUAACUUAAGAGGAAAAGCAGUUAGCAUUUGCAUGUCACUUGGACGACUUGGCAUUAUAGCUGCCACCAAUCUGAUGGGUAUAAUGUUACAGCCAUUGUGUAAUACAACAUUUGCCAUGUUUACCAUUAUAUUAUUUGUUUGUAUUAUAAUUGUACAACGUCUGCCCAUCAAAAAUUCAGCUUAGUAUUAAUGGCUUUAAAUGAGUUUAAAAGUUUCUUCAAUUCAUAACCUUUUCCAGCACAAAUCAAUCAAUUACGCUAGAAUAAAAACAAACU